CACAAGCACCCAAGGCCCCAUCAAGUAACAGCAACAGCAGACAGGUAGGGACACCGUGCAGAUGCGGCAGAGGGUGAGAGAGGAUGCAGGAAGAAGGAAGAUGCUGCUUGGCUGGGAUUACUGGAUCCAAAGUGGCUGUUUCAUGGACAAGUGCAGCGAAUGAUCCAUGAACAGCCCUUUAUACAGUGCCCGUGAUGCUGCCAGUACAUUCUUUGUGCUCGAGCAAGUCUCCAGGCACUUGCAGCAGAUGUAUGCUCAAGUCUGAUCGAUGCCGACUGCCAAAUCAGAUCUGCAGGAGCACUUGAAGCAUCUCUUUCACUUCCCAUCCUCCCUCCUCUGCCUAUCGAUGCCCAUCAGUACACAGCUAACCAGCAGCAAUCAUGGCUCACGCAAACGUUUGGAACAGCAGACCUAAGGAUGGCAAGGGCGGCCGUGGAUGCCGUGUGUGCGCUCACCAAGCCGGUCUCAUCCGCAAGUACGAACUCAACAUCUGCCGUCAGUGCUUCCGCGAAUACUGCAAGGACAUCGGUUUCUCCAAGUUCCGUUAAAGCACUUGCAGUGGUCGACAGUCGCUGCAUCUUCUCAAGACUGUCGGCCUCACCAGAGAUUAGAGGAGCUUGAUGAUGGCAAGAGAAGCGACGCUCUCAUCUGAAGGCAUGGUCGUCAUGACCGACUCCAGUCUCUUUUACCACCACACUUCACCUGCCGCCUCAUGGGACGGAUACAUAUCAGCAAUCAUGACAUUCCUGCAUCCACUGCUGCUUCUUUAUGUUCUAUGUCACUUGAUCAAACCUUUGAUGGC
Messenger RNA from Protomyces lactucae-debilis, 802 nucleotides. RefSeq names its product 40S ribosomal protein S29. Gene Ontology annotation, molecular function: zinc ion binding; structural constituent of ribosome. Gene Ontology annotation, biological process: translation. The transcript has 2 exons. Gene Ontology annotation, cellular component: cytosolic small ribosomal subunit; ribosome. The record is from RefSeq and is a predicted model, not a curated record. NCBI's taxonomy places the organism in Eukaryota, Fungi, Ascomycota, Taphrinomycetes, Taphrinales, Protomycetaceae. Bases 381 to 548 code for a protein of 55 amino acids.